CUAACAGAACUUCUUCUGCCUCACCAAGUCCUCUUUCUUUCUUUCUCUCUCUUGUGCGCGUCCGUUCGUAAUCUAAAUUCGUCUUUCGAUUCUCUCCGGCACUCCGUAACCUUCUGCAUCUCCAUCUUACCGAUCUAUCUCUUGCUCUAUCUCCUCGCCCGCCGUCUAACUGAUGCAGCAUUACUUCGCACAUUGAUGAUAUACAUUUUACCGAUUUUCUCUCAUUCAAACGGUUAGGGUUUGCUGCGAUUCUCCUGCAGGCAGUUACAUCGACGUUCUCUUCAUCUUCCAUUGACGGAUAUAGGUUUGCUCCUCCAUCUCUAGAAUCGAAGCUUUCGGGAGGUUUUUUCUUCUUGUUAUUCUCAAUUUCAUCUUGCAUUUUGUGGAUAUCACUGUCGAUUUCAUCUUGCAUUGAUUUGUGCUCCUUUAAUCUAUGCUUCUGUCGAAUGGAGUGGAGUACUGUUUAUGUUGUUGGCAUCAUCGAAUCGUUAUGCAUUCGUAAGUGAUCUGUCUUACUUGAUAGGUUACAGUUAAGGACGAACGAAACACCUAGUUUAUUGUAGAGAUCUUAAUUAGGUUGAUGCGUUGAUGCUUGUGAAUUGGUUACUUGUGCUGAGGUUUGGUUUGGUUUGGUUUGGUUUGGUUUGGUUUGUUGAGCAUGUGGUUUGAUGGAGGAGAAGUAAUCCAACCUAUCUUUUGUUGUUAUACUUGAUGAUGUUUGGUUCUCAUGGAAAGAGGUGAGCCUACGUUAGUUCCUGAAUGGUUGAGGACCUCUGGGAAUACACAUCAUUUUGCAUUCUCUUCACAUUCAGAUAUUCUUUCAACUACUGCACCUUUUACGAGAAAUAGGUCAUCUAAGAGUGCAACUGAUAAAAACAGUACUUGUUCUUCUGUCCUGGAUCAAACAUCUUCGUCUAAUUAUCGAAAUGGUUUAAGCAGUAAUGGGUUGUCAAAACAUCCGUUUAGUAGUUUUAGCCGUAACCACCGUGACAAGCCGAAAGAGCAGUUUCUUGUGAGUUACUCUUUGGAUGUUGAUAGUUAUGUUCCCUUGAGGGAAACAUUGCCUAGUCGCUAUGAGAAGAAUUCCAUGAGGCAAUCUCCGAGAUUGGUUGGUAGGAAACCUGCUGAUAUUUUAUCCCGAAGGGUAGUGGGCUUAGGAAAUGGUGGUCGGAACAGUUCCUUUGACAACAAUGGUCCAGUCACUGGAAGUAGCAUUCGCAAAGCUACCUUUGAAAAGGACUUUCCUUCUCUUGGAAGUGAAAUGAAACAAGGAACAACUGAUGUAGCUAGAGUUCCAUCUCCUGGUUUGAGCAAGGCAGUACAGAACUUGUCUCUUGGAGGUAUUAACAUGGCAGUGGCAUUGUCACAAGUUUCAUCUCAAUCAAAUACUGCCCCUCAGGUGCUCGAUAAGACGCAAAUGCGCGAGGAAUUGUCGAUAAAGCAAAGCCGUCAAUUAAUACCGAUGCCUCCAGCAUUGCCCAAACCCUCAGUUUAUAAUUCGUUAGGUAAAUUAAAGCCUAAAGUUUCAAUUAGGAACUCUGAGAUGACAAUGUCUACAAAAGGUCCUCCUCAGAAGCCACUGCUUUCAUCCCAUCAUUCUAUUCGUGAUGGACAAACUAGAUCUGAUGCUUCAAGUCCAAGGUCUACUACUACUACUACUGCUAAUGCUGGUGGAAAGUUUCUUGUGCUAAAGCCAUUACGGGAGAUUGGUGCCUCCCCUGCUAUCAAAGAUGUAGUAACUACCUCAUCAACUAAUAAUGGCGACAAGGUAACAAGAGACCAGCUUCCUGCUGCUGCUUCACUAAAUCCGACAAACCCAAAGAGUUCAGGCGUCGAACGAAAGGUAGAUGCACUUACUUCAGAAAAGAAGGCCUCGUUUGCUCAUGCCCAGAGUAGAAGGGAUUUCUUUAAUCUCAUGAGAAAGAAAAGUUCUGUUGUUCUUCAAGAUACAAAAGAAGAAGCUUCACUUUUGUCGUCUCCUUCCAAUAAUAUAAACUCUGAAGUAGUAGUAGUAGCAAACAAUGAAAUCAGCUGCUGCACUGUUGGAAUCACAAGUGUUACCAGUAAUGGAGAAGAUGUGUCUUGCAACAAUGACGAUAAUGAUGGAGAUGAGAAAAAUACUUUUGUCAGUGGAAGUACGGUUAGUCCUGAUGAAGAAGAGGUGGCUUUCCUUCGUUCUCUUGGCUGGGAAGAAAAUGAUGGAGAAGAUGAGGGUCUCACGGAGGAGGAAAUUAAUGCGUUUUAUGAAGAGUACAUUAAACUUAGGCCAACCAUGAAAAUCCAUGGAUGCGUGCAGCCAAAGGUGGCGAUGCUUUCCCAAAACUAAUGGAGGUAGCUGGUUCGUGCGUUUUCUGGGAACCUUAGUUGAAUAUAGAGGAACAGUUCCAAAUUAUGGUAUCAGGUUUUUCUUUCUCUCCUUCUCCCCCCCUUAAACAACGUCUUUGUGAUCGGUGUCAAAGAGUGUCCAGUUAGUUGUUGUUUUGAAACUGAAACGAGCAGCAGAUCAGAGGAUGGAUGGAUGGCUCUGAUUGUUUUCUUCUUUUUCUAUUUCAUGCUUAUGGUAGAGAUUAAAUUACUCAGUGAAACUGGAUUUUCUUUUCGUUAGAACAGCAGUAGUAGUAGUAAUAGUAGGUCAAGAAAUACAGCAAGUGGGGGUUAUAAACUGGACAACCCGGUUUCUUCUUGGUAGUAGGGUGGUAUAUACUACUUUCUUUUGAGAUGUAAUAGAACGCGUUCUCUUUCCUUUCUCUACUGCGUUUUGUUGUGAAUUGAA
Molecule: messenger RNA, 2773 nt
Organism: Impatiens glandulifera
Lineage: Eukaryota; Viridiplantae; Streptophyta; Magnoliopsida; Ericales; Balsaminaceae
Exons: 5
Coding region: 728-2326 (532 amino acids)
Source: RefSeq, a predicted model, not a curated record